Messenger RNA from Gigantopelta aegis, 2475 nucleotides. RefSeq names its product tetraspanin-33-like. NCBI's taxonomy places the organism in Eukaryota, Metazoa, Mollusca, Gastropoda, Neomphalida, Peltospiridae. The record is from RefSeq and is a predicted model, not a curated record. The coding region runs from base 769 to 1623 and encodes 284 amino acids. The transcript has 7 exons. Gene Ontology annotation, cellular component: membrane.
CCGCCUGGCUGUUGUCUCCGUGGCCAGCAUGCCGCAGUGUGCACUGUACUCCGUGCUUGUUAUUGAUCAAGCCUGGUCGCAGCGCAGACAGCCUACACGUGCCAGUCAGUGUAUGCGGUGGCAGUGAUGAUAUAAGCACACUUCACGUUCUCCCUCUCUCGCUAUCGCCCAACCCACACUAACUCCACGUUUCAAGAGCUCGUAAACCUCGUGAUGAUGUUUUUCCUGUCUGUUCUAACGCGGAAUAGCCUCUGUUCGAAAAAUGUGUGAUUUGUUCUCCUCUCUAAAAGAAGAAUUUAUCGACCUGUGUGCCAAGUUGUGAAGAGUUUUAUCAGUGUUGUAAAUCUGAGAAAAAUUUAUCUGAGCAGUAUAUACGAGAGGCUAGGUUCUCUAUAUAGUAUAAUUAUCCAAAUGAUGUAAUGUUGUAAGACAAACAGCGAUGACCCGUCAGCACAGACAGUGACAUGCUAUGACAACAAGUCACUACAUUGACCCUGGAUUCCACCAGCGUGAUUGUCAUCGACGUUCAUCUCCAGCUGUGCGUAGUGGUGGGAAAUACUUUACGUUUAGUACUGGUGUGGUGACUAAUACAGUGGAAAUACUGCAGUGUAUAUCAUCUCCAUACUUUGGGAAUACUGUACUGUGAACUGCUCUAUGCUGUGGGGAUAUAAAAGAGGGAACCACCGUUUCCCAGAGGAGACCUCUACCAAUUAGUUAAGAGUCUUUUUAUUACCUGGGGGAUGCUAACUACCAGAUCGUGUCAAGGAUAUGGUUGAAAACACACAGAAUGUCACAGUACUCGGAAAUGACCGAAGUGCCGUGAAUUUAGUGACGAAGUAUUUAAUAUUCUUCGUCAACUUCAUGUUCAUCUUGUUGGGCCUGGCACUGACUGUGAGCGGAUCGUACAUCCUGGUCACGACGGGCAAGCAGGUAACGUCGUUAAUGGACUUCCUGUUUGACCCAGCAUGCAUCCUCACUCUGGCCGGGUCCAUCUGUGUCGUCAUCGCAUUCUUUGGCUGCGCUGGAGCGCUUAGAGAAAAUACCUGUUUCCUUAGAACGUACACGCUGAUUCUGUCAAUACUCUUCUUCCUCGAGGUGGCCCUCAUUAUCCUGGUGUUUGUUUAUUACUACGUGCCAGACGUGAGGAAGUCGCUGAAGCUCUACCCGGAGGACCUGCUGCAGACUGCAAUAGAAAAAUACGAGGACGAAACAGCAGGGGACUUGAAAAAUCUUUUAGAUACCAUUCAGAAAACAUUGGACUGUUGUGGACUAAGUAACAACGAGACGGGCUACUUGAACUGGAAUCUGAACAAAUAUUACUUCUGCAACGAUUCGUCGGUCGGAGUCCUUAGUUGCUCUGUUCCCUUUUCUUGUUGCAAAAUAAAGCCGGGCGAUUCCAUAAAUAUUUUAUGUGGAGCUGGAGUGCUAAAAAAAUCUGAUCCCAAUGAAGUGUCGGACAAGAUCUACACUAACGGUUGUCUACGCGGCCUGCAGGUGUGGCUGGACAGUAACAUCUGGACGUUUGGUGGAAUUAUACUGGGAAUUUUACUGCCCCAGAUACUUUUGGUUGGUUUUGCGCGGGCUUUGCGAGAUCAAGUGUUACAACAGAAGUCCAAAUGGUAAGAGCGUCACGUGGUCAACAUUCCAGAACUCCGUGCUCAACACUCCCAGGCAGCUCCACGUUCAGUUGGGGUUUUUUUGUAUAACGUAUUUUCAUAAACUACAGCAGCAUGUGUACUGUGUAUAACAUGUUAAAUUAUACAUUUCUAUUCAGUGGUAUGAAUAGUCGAAUAAUAUACGUUUUGCAAUAAUAACGUAAUGUUUUUUAAAACUACAACAUUAUUUAUUCUUCAUUUCAAACAGACACUUAUAAAUAUUUGUAAUUAACAUUUAUAUGUAACAUGUUGCGCUGAUAAAAAGAAUGUGCCAAUAUCAUGUAGCAAUUUCCCAUCAAGAUGACACGGCCAAAAGGAAACUGUGUUCCCAAGUGUUUGUCCUCAAAUCAACGCCAACAGUUCGUUCUGUUGGCUAGUUGGUGGUGCCUUUUUAAAGCAAUUUGUUAUUUUUAAAACUGGAAUGAAUUCGAAAGACAUUUCACCAUAUAAUGAUGAUAAUAUUUGACAUGAAUGACGUACAGUACUAUAAAUACUAUUGUAGUUGUAUGAUACCCUUUCACAAAUAACACAAAUGUAUAAAUGCAAUCGAUAUUUACUCUUAAAAUAAAAUGUUUGCAAUAAAAUUUUAUUCAAAUGUUUUGAUAAUUGCAAUUGUGAAAUUGUGAAACUAUGCAACAGACAUUUAUAAAAGUAAAAUUCGAUUUGACCCCCACGAAACCAUCCUUCCCUUGCAUACCAAUCUGAUUAAAAUUAGCUCUACUGGUCUCACCAGUAGAACUAACAGCAUUGCGUGGACUCCCAUGUCCAGGUGACAUUUCAUCUAUAAAUAACAAUUUAAAGGCGCUCUGUCACGGAUGGU